Messenger RNA from Opisthorchis viverrini, 633 nucleotides. RefSeq lists its product as hypothetical. The annotation marks the transcript as partial. The record is from RefSeq and is a predicted model, not a curated record. The transcript has 5 exons. NCBI's taxonomy places the organism in Eukaryota, Metazoa, Platyhelminthes, Trematoda, Opisthorchiida, Opisthorchiidae.
GGCUGUUGCUCUGUUCGCCGAGCUUGGCAAUUGGCUUGCAAACGUUUCGUCACCAUACGAGGAGACAUCAUCAGUGCGCCGUUGAGUGGGUACUUCUUCCUUGCCUGCCUUCCACGCCACCCAACGGAGGCACGAGGGCCAGGAAACCGCCAGGUUGCUCGAGCCCAGACAAGAAAAUUCGAGAGUCAGUGGUCGGGUUCGAACCCGGGCCUUUCCAUCAAUCAGUUGGAUGUUGAUCUGUUCGCCGAGCUUGGCAGUUUCCUUGCAAACGUUUCGUUACCAACAUCACCAACGCGCUUCUGGACACUGAUUACAUCUCCAAGAUUAGUGACGAGGCUCCUGCAAGUAAACUGCCAAGCUCGGCAAACAGGUCACCAGCCACCCGACCUACAACCAAUUAGCGUAACCGACCUACCAACAUUUGAAUAUAUUGUCAGCAUGGUGGUCGUUGGCUUGUUCGCUGAGCUGGGCAAUUUGAUUGCAAACGUUUCAUCACCAAUUGAGGUGACAUCAUCAGGCACAACCACCAACCCACCGCUACGCACUACCACGCUCCACAAAAACGCACUGAUGAUGUCACCUCGAUUGGUGAUGAAACGUUUGCAAUCAAAUUGCCCAGCUCAGCGAACAAGC